Messenger RNA from Salvia miltiorrhiza (redroot sage), 2923 nucleotides. RefSeq names its product receptor-like protein 7. The record is from RefSeq and is a predicted model, not a curated record. Bases 58 to 2724 code for a protein of 888 amino acids. Gene Ontology annotation, molecular function: protein binding. Lineage: Eukaryota; Viridiplantae; Streptophyta; Magnoliopsida; Lamiales; Lamiaceae. The transcript has a single exon.
UAAAGUUUGUAGAAAACACAAAUCACAACACUAUCAAUUAAUAGCCUCUUCAUCACAAUGCUUCCAAAGUUGUUCUUCGUCAUUUCUACACUAAUUUCCUCCUUCAUUUUCACUACUCAUUCUUAUAAUACCCAAUGCCUUCACCAUCAGAAAAUCUUGUUGCUUCAACUCAAGGAUGAGUUGAGCUUCGAUUCUUUCUUUUCAACAAAAUUGGUGCGAUGGAAUGAAACGGAUGAGUGCUGCAAGUGGCACGGUGUGGAAUGUGAUGUUGCUGGCUACGUCGUCAGUUUGCAGCUCGAUUAUGAGUUUAUUUCUGGUGGAAUCGCGGAUUCAUCGAGUCUCUUCAGACUUGUGCAUCUGCAGAAGCUAAAUCUAGCCUACAAUUCUUUCAACUUCACUCCCAUCCCGAAAGGUAUUCACAAUCUCACCUAUUUGACACACUUGAAUUUAUCCGAUGCUGGAUUUGGUGGGCAGGUUCCAGCUGAAAUUUCUUCCUUGAGGAGGUUGGUUAGUCUCGAUAUCUCUAAUUAUUUUAUAUCUGUGAAACUGGAGAUGCUUGUCCAAAAUCUAACAGGGCUUCGAGAGCUCUAUCUUGAUUAUGCCAAUGUUACUUCCUCUCAUGAGAGGAGAAAAUGGAGCCACAUUAUAUCAUCAUAUUUACCCAACCUCACCGCGUUGAGCUUGAGUGGUUGUGGUUUAUCUGGCCCUUUAACUAAGUCCUUUGGGCAACUCCAUUCCCUUUCCAUCCUUCAACUAGAUUGGAGCGAUCUCUCAACAGAACUUCCAGACUUGUUCGCCAAUUUUCCAAGUUUGACCAUUUUGUCUCUUUAUAGCUGCGGUUUGAAGGGUUCGAUUCCACCCACCUUUGCUAACCUAACCAACCUGAUUCGUGUCAAUCUGGCAUAUAACUUCUUCACAGGCUCACUUUCUUCUACGCUGUUUGAAGGUCUUUCCAAUCUUGUUUAUUUAGAUUUGUCAUAUAAUUCAUUCUCUGGUAAUAUUCCCCACUCUCUCUUUGCUCUCCCUUCAUUGUUGAGACUUGAUCUUCGCAGCAAUCAGUUUAAUGGCACUUUUCAACUGGACAAGUUUCAAAGUCUUGCCAAUCUAACCCGACUUCAUCUAUCUUACAAUAGAUUGUCAGUAGAUGUUGGUAACGUCAAUUCAAGUUCAUAUGGAAAUCUCCAACUAAAAGAGUUAGGACUAGCUUCAUGUAACUUGUCCCAUUUUCCUAAUUUCAUCAAAUAUUUGGAUAUGGAAGAAGUGGACCUCUCACACAAUGGGAUUGGUGGGGAGAUACCUAGUUGGAUUUGGGGAACACAGCUUCAGUCUUUGAACCUCUCUUUCAAUCUUCUAACACAUCUGCAAAAGCCUUACCAUAUCCCUGCUUCUCUUCUAGACCUAUACUUGCACUCUAACCAGCUCAAGGGUGAGCUAUACCUGCCCAUUCCACCAGCGUCUCAACUCUCGAAGUUGUUACUUGCUAAUAACAGUUUAAGUGGAUCGAUUCCAACCUCCCUUUGCAGUGCCACGAGCCUCCAUGUUCUUGAUUUGUCUGGCAAUAGAUUAAGUGGCAGCAUACCCCCUUGCUUACUUGAAAACAUUUCAGACUUAGAUCUAAGCCAAAACAACAUCAGCGGUAGCAUUCCAGAUCAUUUUCCUAUGGAUUGUAGGCUAGAAUAUUUGGAUCUUAACAAUAAUGCUUUAGAAGGGAAAAUCCCAAAGUCCCUUGAAAGAUGCGAGCGCUUGCAGUUCAUGAAUGUUGGGAACAACAACAUCACUGACAGUUUCCCUUGCAUACUAUCAUCGAUGUUGCGAGUUCUUGUUUUGCACUCUAACAGAUUCUAUGGAGAAGUAAGAUGUCACAACAUGAGCUGGGAAAAUCUCCAAAUUCUAGAUAUAUCUUCCAAUCAGUUCAGUGGAAAUCUGGAAUCGAUAAACUUUUCUACUUGGAAGACACUGAUGCUACAGAGUGAUGUACAAUUGAGGAACGGCAAUUUAGUUGUCUAUUACUCACAAUUGUGGACUUCAUUAAGCAUCACAUUAAUCAUGAAAGGGAGAAAUUCAGAGUAUCACACGAUUUGGUCAGAGUUUGGUAUCAUUGAUUUCUCUUGCAAUAAUUUCGGAGGAGAGAUACCAAAUGCAAUUGGUGAUCUAACCUCACUUCAUCAGCUCAACCUCUCCCACAAUGCCCUCAAUGGAAGCAUCCCAAACUCAUUUGGUCAGUUGAGGAAUCUCGAAUCACUCGACCUCUCUGUAAAUCGACUCAUCGGGCCAAUACCAGUGGAGCUUGCAGGGCUCACAUUUCUUCAAGUCCUGAAUCUGUCCUACAAUAAGCUGGUUGGAGAGAUCCCAAAUGGGCGUCAGUUUCAAACAUUUUCAGCUGAUUCCUUCAAAGGAAAUGCGGGGUUGUGUGGUUUCAAUCUCAACAUAAGCUGCAAUCAUAGUAAUGGCAGUGAUCAUUUGUGGCCACAAGAAGAUGAAAACGGGGAAGAGAAGAGUGAGAUCGAGUGGGAGUAUGUAUCUUCUGCGCUUGGUUAUGUUGUGGGAUUAGGAAGCAUUGCAUGGACGCUUUUAUGCCGCAGAAGCUUCAGAGAAAGAUAUUUCGAGAAAAUAGAAGAGAUUGUUGACAAGAUUUUCUACGAGAGAGCCAGAAGAAGAAGACAUGAAAGAAGAAGAAAAAGAGUAGAGAUGAGAAAAGAGAUUAGGAGACAGCGGAGAAGUUGAUGAUAUAAACAAGGGUGUUUAGUGUUUGAUGUAAGUUUGAAGCUUUUUUUUUUUUUUUUUUUUUGCAUGUAACUUUCUUUAAUUUAAGCUGUAAAAGAGAUUCUGUGUGUUGGUAAUUAACUAUGUCAUUUUAUUUUACGAGAAUUAGCACAUAUCAGAUUUGUCUUGUUUAAGAUAUUCUAGGAUUUCUCAUUUGUUA